This is a messenger RNA of Gallus gallus (chicken), 3574 nucleotides long. RefSeq names its product acyl-CoA synthetase medium-chain family member 5 (gene ACSM5). Bases 1432 to 3174 code for a protein of 580 amino acids. Gene Ontology annotation, biological process: fatty acid biosynthetic process; acyl-CoA metabolic process. Lineage: Eukaryota; Metazoa; Chordata; Aves; Galliformes; Phasianidae. The transcript is spliced from 14 exons. Gene Ontology annotation, cellular component: mitochondrial matrix. Gene Ontology annotation, molecular function: fatty acid ligase activity; fatty-acyl-CoA synthase activity. The record is from RefSeq and is a predicted model, not a curated record.
GGCACAGUGAGGGUGGAACUGCAGGAGGCACCAGGAGGGCCUGGAAGUCGCUGGGCAGAAGACGUCAAAGCAGGCCUUUCCUCACUGAAUAUUCUGCCACUGGUAAGUAGAUACUGUUAUACAGCAGGGAAAGGGUUGAGGUUUUCUCAGUACAGACAUAAGGCAGACCUUAGAGCAUUAAAUCCAAAUUUGGAGCUUACGCUUUUCCCCUUCUUGGUACAAGUCCACUUUCUGGGGUGUAUGGGAUUCCUUUGCAUCCUCUCACUGCAUUGCCACAAUUGAGAAAGGGUUGAGAAGAAGAAUCUCAGGUCUUGCAUUCGUUCUGGAUUUCUAAAACUAAUUCCUAGCAGCCCCACAAAUUCCCUAUGUGGGAAUAUUGCUCUGUCUCUCAUUAUCUCAAUUCCCAGAGUAGUUCCAUGUUCACAUAGUUUACUUAGCCUAUUUUAAGGAGCAGGGCACAAAAAAUUCUUUAUGGGCUCUCUGUGCACGUGCAUUUCUGAUCUUUUUCCUUUUCAUUCCAUGGCAAAUCAAAUUCUAGCAAAUGAACCAGAUGUGAACCAGAGUAGGCUCAGGUUUCCCACAUCCUGGGCCAGUGCUGCAGGACAGGAUUCAUUUUCACUGCCUUGAAGGCUAGUUAGUGCCAUUGUCUCCAAAGGGACCUGCUGUGUUUGAGGCUGGCGACUUCCAGGUAAUGUGUCUUGGCUGAGGAACUUAGUAUGAAUGAUUUUAAAACUCUCUGUAGAUGUCAUUUUUGUUUGUAGGAAGAAGGGCAGUCCAUGGGUUUUCAAUAAGCCCUUCAGAUAGAUGCAGUGACCUUGAAUCCAAACCAGAAUGCAGCGAGGCUCACUGGUCAAGAUGUGGUAGGGGAGCGGUGCUUCCUCUCUGACUUUAUCCAAAGGUGCAGAGUGCAAGGAUACGGUUUGUUCAUCCUCUGGUUCUGAAGACAUCCAUUUGUGAGAGUGGGGGAGUAUCAGAUGGAGGGCCAAGACUUCUCUGAAGUAGGAGCAGGAGAUCCUGGUUUAGGUCUCCUACAUACUGUGAGUGCCCAAGUCUCUGAGCUGCUGUAUUCUGAACAACUCUUUAUUCAUCUCUCAUUUUUCAUGGAACUUUUCACAUCUUCUUCCCAUUUGGUAUUAGGCUGAAAUCCUGAAAUGUGUUGCAGAAUAUAGGUGAUGAGCAGCUCUGCCAGCAGCAAGGAGGCUUGGCUACAAACUCCUCCCAGUCUUGGAUGUUUAGGUUCAGUGCUUUGAAUCAGCUCUUAAAAAGGUUGAGAAUAGUGCUUGAAUAGGGAUUUUCUGAUACAGUAUUUUUUCACCAGAAUAUCACACCAGGAACCAAAGCAAUUCACAACUGCAGGAUGAAUUUGAUGUCCAAUCCCUGUAAGUGUUCAUCUGGAUUUUUUUCCCACUGCCUGAUAAAUCUUCAUUUAUCAUGAGGACAUUUAUGAUAUCCCAGAUUCCUCAGUGCUUGCAGAUUCUGAGGUCUCCUUCCAGACUUUUCCAUGGAUGUAACAGGCUUCUUACAUCCCAGAUUAUUUCAUAUUAUGACUCUGUAAACCGGUGUGAAAAGGAACUACCCAAAUAUUUCAACUUUGCAAGUGAUGUCUUGGAUGAGUGGCUGCAACUGGAGAAGGAUGGAAGGCGACCCGUAAAUCCAGCUUUUUGGUGGGUGAAUGAUGAAGGGGAGGAGGUGAAGUGGAGCUUUGAAGAGUUGGGAUUUCUGUCCAGGAAAACAGCUAACAUACUGUCUGAGGCAUGUGGUUUGCAGAGAGGUGAUAGAGUUCUGGCAGUUCUGCCUCGUGUCCCUGAAUGGUGGCUACUGAGUAUAGCCUGCAUCCGGGCAGGAAUUGUCUUUAUUCCAGGAACGUCCCAAUUAACAGCCAAAGAUAUUUUAUACCGCCUUCAGGCUUCAAAGGCCAAGUGCAUGAUUACCAAUGAUACUCUGGCACCUGUAGUGGAAUCUAUCUUGCCGGACUGCCAGUUUCUGAAAACCAAACUAAUUGUAGCCAAAGGGAACAGAGAUGGGUGGCUCAAUCUCAAAGAACUCUUUGCGGUGACAUCUGCUGACCACAAAUGCGUUAAGACAAGAAAUGAUGACCCAAUGCUCAUCUAUUUUACUAGUGGAAGUACAGGCUCUCCAAAAAUGGUGGUGCAGUCCCACAGCAGUUACGGCAUUGGAUUUGCAACCAGUAGCAGGCACUGGAUGAACUUGACUCCCUCAGAUAUAAUGUGGAAUACCUCUGAUACGGGCUGGGUAAAGGCAGCUUGGAGCAGCGUUUUUGCACCAUGGAUCAGUGGAUCUUGUGUUUUUGUUCACAACAUGCCACAGUUUAAACCAACAGUCAUUGCAGAAACUCUCUCAAGAUACCCUAUCACCGUCUUCUGCACUGCUCCCACUGCCUACCGCAUGCUUGUCCAACAUGAUGUGAGCAGCUACAAAUUCAUGACUGUGAAACACUGUCUAUCUGGAGGAGAACCACUCAAUCCUGAGGUGAUGGAGAAGUGGAAAAUCCAAACAGGGCUGGAUAUCUAUGAAGGCUAUGGCCAGACCGAAACAGUAACAAUAUGUGCCAAUAUGAAAGGAAUGAAAAUUAAACCUGGUUCCUUGGGAAAAGCUGUUCCACCUUAUGAUGUGCGGAUCAUAGAUGACCAUGGGGCUGUUCUGCCUGAAGGAGAAGAAGGCAACAUUGCUAUCCAAGUUAAACCUUCACGACCCUUCUGCAUGUUCUCUGAGUACUUGGAUAACCCAGAGAAAACUGCUGCCUGCAUGACUGGAAACUUUUACGUCACUGGAGACAGAGGGAUUAUGGAUGAAGAAGGAUAUGUCUGGUUUGUUGGAAGAGCUGAUGAUAUAAUUAAUUCUGCUGGGUAUCGUAUUGGUCCAUUUGAAGUUGAAAGUGCAUUAAUACAACACCCGGCAGUCUCAGAGUCAGCUGUUGUCAGCAGUCCUGAUCCAAUUCGAGGAGAGGUAGUCAAAGCCUUCGUUGUUUUGGCUCCUGCUUUUGCAUCACACGACCCAGAAAAACUAACUCAUGAUCUUCAGCAACAUGUCAAAAAGGUGACUGCUCCUUACAAGUACCCCAGAAAGGUGGAGUUUGUUCAGUCUCUGCCAAAGACAGCUACGGGGAAAAUCCAGAGAAAGGUUCUGAGAAACAAAGAGUGGGGAAAAGCAUAACAUUAUCUGAAAAUGGAGGAGAGAAAAUUUCCAUCAUCCAUAUCAGCCAAAGCACAGUGUUUGGACUUGGCAUGUUAACAUGAACCAGAGCACUAAGAGAAUGUAUGGAAGAACAAACUGUGGGGGGGCGUAAAUGGGGGCACCGCUCAUAUAACUUGAGGAUGUGUGAUAUGAGAACCACUUCUACCAUUAACCCACAACAAUUCAGAUGAGAAAAGACACAAAUAAUUAAAAAUGUGGUAUGAGAGAGAACAGAGUGAUCCAAGACUGCAUGGAAGUUUAAUUUUUUUUUACUGCAGUUAAUAUAAACAUCAGAUUCUUUUAAAGAAAGAAAGGUCCACAGCAAUUUUGACAAUUACAAAUAAAUGAGAAAUUAAUAAAAACAAUCUCUGCCCUGUAA